Punica granatum (pomegranate) is the source of this 4962-nucleotide messenger RNA. Lineage: Eukaryota; Viridiplantae; Streptophyta; Magnoliopsida; Myrtales; Lythraceae. The record is from RefSeq and is a predicted model, not a curated record.
GCUCAAUUUCUACCCAUCACUGUGCCAUUCUUGUUAUAUUCGGAAUUAGUUGCGUGAAGAUGGGAUCUUUGAGCUAAUUUGCUUUACUGCGAUGGCAACUGUUGAUGGGGUAUCGGUUCAUGGAAGCAUUUAUCCAUUGGUUGCUCAUCGACCUCGUCAAUCUUCCAGUGUCAUUUACUUUAUCUGCGCCAUUUCUAAAAGGAACACAGAAUGUAUAGAGUUGGCAUUCAGUGGGAUUAAUCUUCCAAGCUCUGCGUUUGCUUGAGCACACUCGAGCUGCUUUGUUAUAGGUGCUUCGGAAUUCUGAGGAUUGCUAUUGCGGGGUGUCUAUUCUGGAGAAGGAAUGACCUGUCUAGAUUCCAUUGAAUAAGAAAUGGAGGACAAAUCUAACGACCAAGAAGAAAUCCAGACUCUGUCUAGUGAUUCUUUGAUUGAAUCAGAUGACGACGGAUCAUUAUCGUCUGAAAAAGCUGAAGAGAAUGAUGAUAAAUUGCAUCCCCAGGAACCUCUAACUGACCAAGAAAUAGAGGACCUGAUUGCCGAGUAUUUAGAUGUUGAGAGUAAGGCUGCAGAGGCCCAGGAAGCCCUUGAGAAGGAGUCUCUUGCAAAACUGGAGAGUGAAGUCAGGGAAGAGUUGGCGCAGUCUUUAACAGGGGAUGAGUUGGAGAAAGCAGUUGCUGAUGAAAUGGAUACCUAUAAGGAAGAGUGGGAAGCUGCACUCGAUGAGCUUGAGACGGAAAGUGCUCACUUAUUGGAACAACUUGAUGGUGCCGGUAUAGAGUUACCAAGUCUUUUUAAAUGGAUAGAGAGCCAGGCUCCAAAUAAUUGCUCGACUGAAGCAUGGAAAAAGAGGACCCAUUGGGUUGGAUCUCAAGUUACUGGUGAAGUCACAGAGUCGGUGGCCGAGGCUGAGAAGCACCUUCAAAUCAUCAGGCCUUUAAGACGGAAACAUGGUCGAGUGUUGGAGGAGGGUGCAAGUGGUUUUCUUCAGAAAAAAAUUGCUAGUGAAGAAAGCAAAGAGGAUAUAGCUGAUAACCCGACUGUAGAUUGGUCUUUGUUGAACAAAAUAUUUUCCGAGGGUGGCGCAUCAGAAAGCGCUGCUUCAUUUGGUACCAAGCAUUGGGCUUCUGUUUAUUUGGCCAGCACUCCACAGCAAGCUGCUGAAAUGGGACUAAAGUUUCCUGGAGUCGAUGAGGUAGAAGAGAUAGAUGACAUCGAUGCAAACUUGAAUGAUCCAUUUGUUGCAGAUGCUAUAGCAAAUGAGCGAGAAAUGGUGCUUUCUGAAGUACAGAAGGGAAAUUUCAAAAAGGUUAAAGAAGAGGAAGAUGCGAACCUUGAUCGUAAACUUCAACUUCAUUUGAAAAGAAGGCGGCACAAGAGGAGACUGAAGCAGGGUGUCAAAGAAGAGAGUGUUGUUGAUCUAGAUACCGGUAACUCAGAUGGGCGAGAUAUUCAAAAUGAGGAUAUGCGCAUGGAGGAUGCAUCUCCAGUGGGCCCUGCAGACAUUACUUUGUCGGAUUUAAUUGAAACUAGGGGCUCUAAGCGAAUGAAGGAGGAGGAUGAGGAUCUAAAUGCUAACAAUAAAAGGAGCCACACUGUGAGUGUUGAAGAUGCUGCUGAGGCCGAGACGGUAAAGGAUGAUGCCAAUAAGUUGACCGAUGUUUCAGAAGAUAAAACAACAAUGCAAGUGAAGGGUAAAUUUCGUUGCACUGCCUGUGGUGAAGAGACUGAAAAAGUGCAUCCGCACCCUCUGCUGAAGGUGAUUGUAUGCAUAAGUUGCAAAUGUCUAAUGGAAGAAAAGAUUAACGUGAAGGUGCAGGAUUCUGAGUGCUCGGAGUGCUAUUGUGGAUGGUGCGGCCGAAGCAGUGAGUUAGUGAACUGUAAAUCAUGCAAUCAAUUAUUUUGCACAACCUGUAUUGAGAGAAAUCUUGGUGAAGAAUUUUUGUCCAAGGUCCAAACCUUUGGCUGGCAAUGUUGUUGCUGCACUCCUAGUGUUUUAAAGAGCUUAACACUAGAAUUGGAUGAAGCCAUGCGAUCUGAAUUUGCUGAAUUGUCCAGCUCUGGUUCUGAUUCAGACACAUCAGAUUCAGGCAUUGAUGCUGAAACCAGGUCAAAGAAGAAGCAUAAAAGGAAAAUCCGAAGAAUACUUGAUGAUGCUGAAUUAGGUGAAGAAACCAAAAGAAAAAUUGCUAUCGAAAAGGAACGUCAAGAACGCCUCAGAUCUCUGCAACAGCAAUUCUCUGCAAAGUCAACUGCAGUGAACUCUACAAUCUCUGAUUGGAGAGCUCUUGAGGGAGCUGGUAUUGAUGUGCUUGGCGAUGCCAUCAGAGGUUAUAUUGUAAAUGUCGUUAGAGAAAGGGAUGAAGUAGCUAUAAGGGUUCCUCCUAGCAUUUCGGCAAAGUUGAAAACUCAUCAGGUGACAGGGAUCAGAUUUAUUUGGGAAAAUAUAGUACAGUCAAUUGGGAAAGUAAAAUCUGGAGAUAAAGGUCUUGGUUGCAUUCUAGCACAUACCAUGGGCCUGGGUAAAACAUUGCAGGUUAUAGCUUUCUUAUACACUGCUAUGAGGUGUGUUGACUUGGGACUCAGGACUGCUUUAAUCGUGACACCUGUGAAUGUGCUGCACAAUUGGAGACAUGAGUUCACCAAGUGGGCCCCCUCAGAAUUUAAGCCUAUCAGGACCUUCAUGUUGGAAGAUGUUUCAAGAGAGCGGAGAGUAGAAUUGCUUGCCAAAUGGAGGAGAAAGGGUGGUGUCUUCUUAAUCAGCUAUACUGCAUUUCGAAACUUAUCUGUUGGCAAAAAUAUCAAGGACAGAAAUGUUGCUAGGGAUAUAAUUUCUGCACUUCAGGAUGGACCUGAUAUACUUGUCUGUGAUGAGGCCCAUAUUAUUAAGAAUACUCGAGCUGAUACAACUCAAGCCCUAAAAUUAGUGAAGUGCCAAAGACGAAUUGCAUUAACUGGGUCACCGCUGCAGAACAACCUCAUGGAAUAUUACUGUAUGGUUGAUUUUGUUAGAGAAGGAUUCCUUGGUAGCAGUCAUGAAUUUAGAAAUCGCUUCCAAAAUCCUAUAGAGAAUGGUCAACACACUAAUUCAACAUCUGAAGAUGUUAAGAUAAUGAACCAGAGGUCUCAUAUCCUUUACGAACAGCUUAAAGGAUUUGUCCAGAGAAUGGACAUGAGCGUGGUUAAGAAGGACUUGCCACCAAAAACUGUUUUUGUUAUAGCUGUAAAGCUCUCUCCUUUGCAGCGGAAAUUGUACAAAAAGUUCCUCGACGUGCAUGGUUUCACACGUGGUAGGGUUUAUAGUGAGAAUAUUGGGAAGAGGAGUUUCUUUGCAGGAUAUCAGGCAUUGGCCCAGAUAUGGAAUCAUCCUGGUAUCUUGCAACUGAGAAAAGAAGAUCGAGAUUAUGUCAGGCGUGAAGAUGCUGUUGAAAAUUUUCUUGUGGAUGAUAGCUCUAGUGAUGAAAAUGUAGAUUUUAACGGAAUUAAUAAAGAGAAACCAAGUGCUACAGAUAACAACGGAUUCUUCAGAAAGGGUUGGUGGAAUGAUCUUCUUCGUGAGCAUGAUUUUAAAGAGAUUGAGUACAGUGGCAAAAUGGUUCUUUUGCUUGAUAUCUUGACCAUGAGUACUGAUGUGGGUGAUAAGGCUUUAGUUUUUAGCCAAAGCAUCCCGACACUGGAUCUCAUAGAGCUCUAUCUUUCAAGGUUACCUCGGCAUGGAAAAAGAGGCAAGUUAUGGAAAAAGGGCAAAGACUGGUAUAGGCUUGAUGGAAGAACUGAGAGCUCUGAAAGGCAAAAGUUGGUGGAGAGGUUUAACGAUCCUUCCAAUAAAAGGGUGAAGUGCACUCUAAUUUCAACAAGGGCAGGAUCUCUUGGGAUCAAUCUUUAUGCUGCUAAUCGUGUGAUCAUUGUCGAUGGUUCUUGGAAUCCAACCUAUGAUCUUCAGGCCAUCUAUCGAGCUUGGAGAUAUGGCCAAAAGAAACCUGUGUUUGCUUACCGACUGUUAGCACAAGGUACAAUGGAAGAGAAAAUCUACAAGCGUCAGGUGACAAAAGAGGGUCUUGCUGCAAGGGUAGUGGAUCGGCAACAAGUACAUCGCACUAUUUCCAAAGAAGAGAUGUUGCAUCUUUUUGAAUUUGGUGAUGAUGAGAAUCCUGAUAUGGUCCCAGGUAUGACUUUUCAAAUCGGCAAUACCCUGCUAAAGCAGAGGUCUUCCAUGGAGAGUUGUUCGUCAGACAAGCUAAUGGAACGUUUACUUGGAAAGCACCAUCCUAGGUGGAUUUCCGAUUACCAUGAGCAUGAGACCCUUCUGCAAGAGAAUGAGGAGGAGAGGCUCUCCAAGGAGGAACAAGACAAGGCCUGGGAGAUGUACCGUAAAUCCCUGGAAUGGGAAGAAGUGCAGCGAGUCUCGCUCGAUGAGUCCAUCCCCGAGAAGCCUGCCUCCACGAACACCGCAGCACCUCGUACCAGAGAAACCAACGGUGACAACCCCUUCCAGACCAGGAAUAUCUUAAGGAACCGAUUCACGCAGAGAAAGUGCACAAAUCUUGCCCACCUUCUCACCUUGAGAAGCCAGGGCACGAAGAUCGGGUGCACCACCGUAUGUGGGGAGUGUGCACAGGAGAUCAGUUGGGAGAAUUUGAAUCGGGAUGCGAAAGCAGUUAGGUGAAGAAACAGCAGCUUCCACCGUUAUCCUUUUCUCCUUUUGGCUUUGCGAUCGCUUGGGUGGAACUGUUGAAUACAGAACUAUAUAUAGAAGAUUGUAAAUGGGAUGGAGUUUUUUCGAUUUUUGAUGCAAUUUGCUGCCAAGGGACUGCCUAUCGAUAUAGGGAUAAACUCCAAUGUUCUUUCUGUUCUUUUUUGCCCCUACUUCAGAUUCAAGUCUGCUGGGGGGACUAUUGAUCCAUACUAAAUUUCAGGGUCAUUAUUUAUUGGCAAUAGAAUGAUGAAUAGUUCUUUUGUUCA